Molecule: messenger RNA, 1056 nt
Organism: Chironomus riparius
Lineage: Eukaryota; Metazoa; Arthropoda; Insecta; Diptera; Chironomidae
Source: the annotation of a GenBank genome assembly
AUGGUUAAAAUAGUUAAUCUACUUGUGUGCAUGUCUAUGGCACUUUUUGGGUCCUCACAAUCAGCAUCAUUCAAUUGUAAAUAUCAUUUAAGUGGAUUGGGGAAUUUACCAUUAACUUAUCAGUGCGCUGUUCAAAAUGCUGUCAACAUAACAUCACUCGAUGCAGCACAAGUUGAUGGCAUUUCAGGAACACAUCUUCCCGGCUAUUAUAACGACAAUGUUGAAGCUUUUACUUCUACAUUAGGACAAAUUCAUUAUUUUCCACGUGGUUUGAACAGAUUUUUUAAGAAUCUUAAAGGACUUCAAAUUUCAAGCUCAGGACUGAAGGAAGUCCAUCAAAGUGACUUAAAAGAUCAUACACAUUUAAAAAAUCUGUUCUUGUCGUUCAGUGAUUUGGAGAUUUUAGAGGAAAAUUUAUUCGAAUUCAAUCCAAACUUAGAAAUGAUUAGUUUGGGUGACAAUAAAAUAACUCAUAUUCAUGCGAAUGUGCUUGAUAAGCUGAACAAUCUGAAGUAUUUAUACUUUGAAGGAAACCCUUGCAUUAGUGUUAAUGCUAUAAAUGAUCCAUCUAGCUUAAAAAAUGUCAUCAAAAAAACAAGAACUCAAUGCGUUAAUUCAGAAUAUUCAAAUUUGUACCAAAAAGUCAAAAACUUGGAAAUUGAGUCAAAAAAUUUAUUCUCAGAAAAGCUUCAAAACUUAGAAAAUGAAAUAAAAAUGUCGAAAUUCUCAAAUUUUUUCCAAACCAAUCUUCAAGUCUUAAAAUCGGCUGCAGCAAAAAAUGGCGUCAAUUUGAACCUAAAGGAAGAAAUUAUUAAGGACACAGAUUUUAUCAAGAAUGCAAUUUCUGGAAAUGACCAAAAACUUUCAAAAUUCAUCAAGGACACGACAACAACUUUGAAGGAUGUUAAAGCCACAAAUGAUCAAAAUUUUGUAACAAUAAUGAGAUUUAUUGAGAACACCGCGAAGAAAUUGGAAGCGAUUGAUGAAAAACUAGCUGGUAUCGACAUUGUACUGGUAAAAUUGAUGAACAAGAUCAACAAAAUCGAGCCAGAAUAA